GCAUAUUUACAAGGGGUUGUGCCCAUUUUGGUAGAUUAGGAAUCUAAGUCACUGCAAAUUUAAGCCACUUGGCUCAAGGGCCUGGGUAGAAUGUGGCACAUGCCUCCGCACAUACGGACAGUCUGGCAUGUGUUGUAGAGACAGCACAGGUCCUGACGGAGCUAAAAAGACAGGUCUGACCCAGCAUGUUGACCCUUGAAUCCUAAGGGCUAGCAGGAAGGGGCACCUGGCAGAGCAGACGGCAUACGCAAAGGCCAGGAGGCAGAAUAUACUGGGCUCAUUUGGUGACAGCUGCACGGAUUUGGGGGAGGCAGGGAGAGGCUGAGGGGCCAGUGCCUGCCUCAGGGCGCAGGAGAGUAGACCCCCCACCUGGCUUUGGUGUGUAACUGUCCACUUGAGAGGGAUGGACACAUCUUUCUUCCGGCGCCCCCUCCCACUCUGAACAUCUGGGACAUGUGUUGUGCAUGCAUACAUCAGCGGGAAGAAGCGCCCUCAUCUCUUACCCGCGCAGGAUAAAGUGAAGCGAGGCAGGGGCUGCAGGGGAGACCCUGUGGCCAGGAGAAGCCAGAGCUUCCAGAGGUGAGGACCAAGGCUGAGGGCGGGGGUGGGGCUAGGAGUUCUCCGGCUGGAAAGCCUCUACUUCCUCCUCCUCCCUUCUUGCCCUGGCCUAUGGCCUUACUGCUGGGCUGGGAAAGGGGAAAUUCUUGCGUUUAAAGUCCAGCAGGUGGAAGGUCCUGGGCUAGGACACUUGGGUCCCCGGCAGUGUCCAGAGACAUGACCGGGGCUGGCAGAGGCCUCAGGGCCUUGGGGAGCCUGGUGCUGCUGGUGAGUGCUCCCAGACUCAGGGGCCUGUGCAGCUGGACAGGGGCCAGGGCGGACGCCUCCAACCCAGUCGUAAACCUGACUGUGGAGGCCUGGACCAGCAGCUCCAUCACCCUGCGCUCGGAGGCCCCCGGUGGCCUGGACCAGCAGAACUACACCUACUGGGUCCAGUGGACCGGACGAGAUAACAAAACCGAGAGCCGAAACACGACAGACACCGUUUUCACAGCGGAGGGACUUGACCCUGGCUCUUCCUAUGAAUUUUCCGUGUGGGUGGAGGAUGGACUCACUAGCUCCAAGAAGACCCUCAAAACCACCACAGCCCCCAACCCCAUCAGGAACCUGAGUGUGGAGACUCAGACCACCAGCAGCAUCACCCUGAGGUGGGAGGUGCCUGAGGGCCCUGACCUUCAGAGCUACGCCUACUGGGUCCAGUGGUCUGGAGAGGGAGACGCGAUUGAGACCACACGCACAGCCAACACCAGGUUCACAGUGGAAGGACUUGAACCCGGGACCUUGUACAACUUCUCUGUGUGGGCAGAAAAGAAUGGAGUCAACAGCUCCCAGGUGACUCUCAAUGCCGCCACAGCCCCCAACCCCAUCAGGAACCUGAGUGUGGAGACUCAGACCACCAGCAGCAUCACCCUGAGGUGGGAGGUGCCUGAGGGCCCUGACCUUCAGAGCUACGCCUACUGGGUCCAGUGGUCUGGAGAGGGAGACGCGAUUGAGACCACACGCACAGCCAACACCAGGUUCACAGUGGAAGGACUUGAACCCGGGACCUUGUACAACUUCUCUGUGUGGGCAGAAAAGAAUGGAGUCAACAGCUCCCGGGUGACUCUCAAUGCCGCCACAGCCCCCAACCCCAUCAGGAACCUGAGUGUGGAGACUCAGACCACCAGCAGCAUCACCCUGAGGUGGGAGGUGCCUGAGGGCCCUGACCUUCAGAGCUACGCCUACUGGGUCCAGUGGUCUGGAGAGGGAGACGCGAUUGAGACCACACGCACAGCCAGCACCAGGUUCACAGUGGAAGGACUUGAACCCGGGACCUUGUACAACUUCUCUGUGUGGGCAGAAAAGAAUGGAGUCAACAGCUCCCGGGUGACUCUCAAUGCCGCCACAGCCCCCAACCCCAUCAGGAACCUGAGUGUGGAGACUCAGACCACCAGCAGCAUCACCCUGAGGUGGGAGGUGCCUGAGGGCCCUGACCUUCAGAGCUACGCCUACUGGGUCCAGUGGUCUGGAGAGGGAGACGCGAUUGAGACCACACGCACAGCCAACACCAGUUUCACAGUGGAAGGACUUGAACCCGGGACCUUGUACAACUUCUCUGUGUGGGCAGAAAAGAAUGGAGUCAACAGCUCCCGGGUGACUCUGAGUUCCGCCAUAGAUCCAAGCCCCCCCUCCAUCGUGUCCUGCAUCAGCGCUUCGGGGGGCUACGGGGUCAUCCUGACCUGGUCCUGCCCCCCGGGAGGCUAUGAGGCCUUUAAAGUGGAGGUGGGCAGGCAGCAGUUUUCCCAGAGCGGAUCCUCCUGUGGGAAGGGUGUGUCCUUGUCGGGACUCAGGCCGGCUCAGGCCUACGCAGCGACCGUCACAACCAUCUGGGAUGGAAGGGAGGCACGGUCUGCCUCCGUGACCUGCCGCACUGAGAGCACAGUGGUCAUCAUAGGAGCCAUCGUCGGUGUCCUCCUGUUUCUCAUCCUGGUGGGCUUGUUGGUUUUCUUCCUGAAGAAGGGGUGUAAGAAGAGUGAGAAGAAACAGGCACACAGGGAUCUGAUCUGCAGUAGCCCAGAGGACAUCCGGGCUGAAGAUUUUGCUGAGCAUGUCAGGAAAAAUGAGAUGGACAGCGGUUACGGCUUUGCAGUGGAGUACCAGCAACUGGCCCUGGAGGACCACAGCCAGUCCCAGAUGAUGGCCUCAGCUCCAGAAAACAGCAUCAAGAACCGUUACAAAAACGUGCUGCCCUAUGACUGGUCCCGCGUGCCCCUGACACCCCUCCCUGGGGAGCCAGGCUCCGAGUACAUCAACGCCAGCUUCAUGCCUGGUCUCUGGAACUCCCAGGAGUUCAUAGCAGCCCAGGGCCCCCUGUCCCAGACUGUGGGUGACUUCUGGCGCCUGGUGUGGGAGCAGCAGAGCCACACCCUGGUCAUGCUGACCAACUGCGUGGAGUCUGGCCGGGUGAAGUGUGAGCAUUACUGGCCUCUAGAUUCCCAACCCUGCACCCAUGGGCAGCUACAGGUGACCCUGGUGGGUGAGGAGGUGAUGGAGAACUGGACAGUACGAGACCUGAAGCUCUGGCAUAUGGCAGAGCGGAGGGCUUUAUCCGUCCGUCAGUUCCACUACGUGACCUGGCCAGACCACAGCGUCCCUCACUCCCCAGACCCCAUGCUGGCCUUCUGGAAGAUGCUCCGGCAGUGGCUGGACCAGAACAUGGAGGGAGGGCCUCCCAUUGUGCACUGCAGCGCUGGUGUGGGCCGCACAGGCACCCUCAUUGCCCUGGAUGUCCUGCUGCGGCAGCUGGAGUGUGAGGGUGUCGUGGGGCCCUUCAGCUACAUGAGGAAGAUGAGAGAAAGCCGGCCACUGAUGGUGCAGACUGAGGCCCAGUACGUGUUCCUGCACCAGUGCAUCCUUCGCUUUCUGCAACAGUCAUCCUCAGCACCGGCUGAGAAGGAGGCCACGUAUGAGAACCUGAUUUACGAGAACAUAGCUGCUACAGAGGCCUAAGUUGCGGGAGGGCUGAGACUCCAGCCCACCUAGACUCAAACUCUGCAUCCUUACUUCAGCCCAGAUACCUGGACCCUUGGGACAGCCGAGGGCUGGGUCCAGGAAUCCUGGGCCCUGCAAGAAGAAGGGGAGAGAGGUCAGGUGGGAGCCUGGAUCCUAGAUUUCCAAUUCCUUGAAGAAGGGGAGGGAUGGGAGGCUAGGAGUUCCUUGUUUUUUUGAGGGAGGAGGAGGCUGCAGGGUCUCAAGGAAACAAGUGAGAUUCUGAGGAAGGAAGGAACGAGGAUCCAUAGUUCUGGCUACCCAAGAAGCAAGAGCAGGCAGGGUCCUGCCCAUCUUUUACUCCAGAAACCAGAUCUUCCUUCAAGGAUCUGAGGUUUCCUUGCACCCCACUCACUGUCUGUACAGAUUUUUUCUUCAAUCCCAUAAUUUAUUAAAUCACUAUUCUCC
Camelus dromedarius (Arabian camel) is the source of this 3993-nucleotide messenger RNA. It is a transcript of the gene PTPRH, whose product is annotated as protein tyrosine phosphatase receptor type H. Gene Ontology annotation, molecular function: protein tyrosine phosphatase activity; protein binding. Gene Ontology annotation, biological process: peptidyl-tyrosine dephosphorylation involved in inactivation of protein kinase activity. The transcript is spliced from 19 exons. Gene Ontology annotation, cellular component: signaling receptor complex. Lineage: Eukaryota; Metazoa; Chordata; Mammalia; Artiodactyla; Camelidae. The coding region runs from base 775 to 3546 and encodes 923 amino acids. The record is from RefSeq and is a predicted model, not a curated record.